AUGAUCAUCGGAGGGUAUUUGUCGGUGCGGCGCUUGACCUGGACCUGGCAUGAUAGGUUGGAUUCCUUGGCCUUGCGAACAUUGCAUUGUGCUAAGAACUCCAUGGACGAGGCAAUGCGUGGGAUGCCUAUCAUUCUUGUGCCGUUUUCAUCGCACACACCACCACCACUGCGUGCACUCGCCGACAGGCCAGGUCUGGCCCAAAGCCACCUAGGCAGUGGCCUUGGGCCUCUGGUUCAAAGAAGUAUAAAGGAUCAGUCUAUUCUUGUAGCAACUUAUGAAGGAGAGCACAACCAUCCUCCCCCCUUGAAACCCAAGCAAGCUUCUAGCUCCAGCCGGGUGGUAACACUUAGCACGGUCCCUUGCUCGAUGACCUCUCUAAACUCGUCUGCGCAGACCAUUACACUUGAUCUUACAAAACCAAAGCCAGCUACUGAUUCAAUCCGAAAAAUGGGUACACAAUUCCAACAGUAUCUGGUGGAACAAAUGGCUUCCACCUUAACACAAGAUCUCAAUUUCAAAUCAGCACUUGCAGCUGCCAUUUCAGGACAGGUUCAAAGAAGUAUAAAGGAUCAGUCUAUUCUUGUAGCAACUUAUGAAGGAGAGCACAACCAUCCUCCCCCCUUGAAACCCGAGCAAGCUUCUAGCUCCAGCCGGGUGGUAACACUUAGCACGGUCCCUUGCUCGAUGACCUCUCUAAACUCGUCUGCGCAGACCAUUACACUUGAUCUUACAAAACCAAAGCCAGCUACUGAUUCAAUCCGAAAAAUGGGUACACAAUUCCAACAGUAUCUGGUGGAACAAAUGGCUUCCACCUUAACACAAGAUCUCAAUUUCAAAUCAGCACUUGCAGCUGCCAUUUCAGGACAGGUUCUUCAACAAAAUAGCCAGGCAGAAAAUUUGUAG
This is a messenger RNA of Olea europaea var. sylvestris, 906 nucleotides long. Its product is annotated as probable WRKY transcription factor 40. NCBI's taxonomy places the organism in Eukaryota, Viridiplantae, Streptophyta, Magnoliopsida, Lamiales, Oleaceae. Gene Ontology annotation, biological process: regulation of DNA-templated transcription. The transcript has 4 exons. The record is from RefSeq and is a predicted model, not a curated record. Gene Ontology annotation, molecular function: DNA-binding transcription factor activity; sequence-specific DNA binding. The coding region runs from base 1 to 906 and encodes 301 amino acids.